UUAACGGAUUGGUUAAUCAAUUCAAAAUCCAUUUCUGUAAAAGAUAUAAUGGUGUAAACUGAAAAAAGCAUAAAACUAAAAUCAUUUGAAAGCAAAAAUGGCAAACCACCGAAUAAACUUCAACACAUUAAAACAAAAUUUGUAAAACUUAACUAAUUUACAGUAAAAUUCAAAAUAAUGAACUGAAAUAGUACAAAAAGGGAAAAUUGUAAAGAAAACGAAAAUUAAAUAAAGUGAACUAUAGGGUCUGAUCCCCUGAGCAAGAUGGCGGCUUCGGCUGCAGUUGUCUCAGGCUCCUGCUCUGUCACGUGUCAACUGUCGACCAAUCAGAGCUGUGUGCGUUCAGGACGACAACAACCCGCUGAGCGGCGGAAUGCUAGCGGACCGCUGGUCCGAAACACGGAUUCAGACGCGGGUUUCGACUGAUUUCUGUUCGGGGUUAGUUCAUUUAACCCGACCCGGUCCAGUAGAACUGUUCUGGGGUUCUGACUGAGUUCCGCCCGGGUCCUUCCCGAGCUGUUCGCAUCCCGCAGCGCCUGUUAGCAUGCCGGUUCUGGAAUGCUAGCGAUGUUCAAGAAUGUGUUCGGUUCGGGAUUCCUGGUGAGGACGGCCCACGUGGUUCUGACCUGGAUCAUCACGCUCAUCCUCUUCCUGUAUGACACAGGUGAGUCCGUCCGUGGUUUUCCAGGUUUUCCAGGAGUUCCAGGUUUUCCAGGUCAGGACUCUCUUGUUUCCCCGGCAGAGCUGAGGAAGCAGGAGGAAACGGGCCAGCUGCUGCAGCCGGUUCUGUUCGUCCUGCUGGUUCUGGUGUCGGUUCUGCUGUACUUCGCGGUGUCGCUCAUGGAUCCGGGAUUCAUUCUGACUGAGGACAGCGACCUGCAGUUCACUCUGGGAGGAACGGAGGAGCAGCAGGAUAUGAUCCCGUCCAGCACCAAGUGGCUGCGUCAGCGCCGCUGCGGCCGCUGCCUGCUGCAGCAGCCAAUGAGGUCCAAGCAUUGCCAGACGUGUCAGCACUGCGUGCGGCGCUACGACCAUCACUGCCCGUGGAUCGAGAACUGCGUCGGCGAGCGGAACCACCGCUGGUUCAUCCUCUACUUGGCGCUGCAGCUGCUGGUGCUGCUGUGGGGGCUCCGCGUCGCCUGGACGGGCCUGGGCCACGCCCCCUCCUGGUCGCCGUGGCUGCGCUCCAACGGCGUGCUGCUGGCGGUGUGCGGGCUGCUGGCGCCGCUGGCGCUGGUGGUGCUGCUGCUGCUCGGGUCGCACCUCUACCUGGUGUCCAUGAACGCCACCACCUGGGAGUUCAUGUCGCGCCACCGCAUCUCCUACCUCAAACACUGCGGCGCCGACCAGAACCCGUUCGACCGCGGCGCCGCCCGCAACCUGUGGGGCUUCUUCUGCCAGUGGGGCAGCGUGGUGUGGGAGCAGGCCUACUUCAGGGAGGGCAGCGACCCGGUUUAGGUUCCGCUCACGGGGUCGGAUCACCGGCGCCGGUUCUGCCAGCCCGUCGGUCUGGACCGACCCGGAUCACGUUCUGGGAAAUCAGGACUGAAGUUUUUUAAGGUCCGAAUGUUGGACCAGAUGAAGACUCUGAUUCUGACGACGGAUGGUUCCGACCCGUCUGAGCGGAACAAACGGACUGCAGAGUUCUGAUCUUCCUCUGACCAGAACUUCUGCCUUGACCUUUCACCUUCAUCCAUCAUGGGCUGUAGAAGAGUUCAGGUUCUGAUGGUUCUGUUUACAUGUCGGUCUGGGUCGGGUUCCGGGCCGCCCGGUUCCUGCUCUUCCUCUCCUUGGACCGCCGUCUUCAGUCUGGUUGCCGUGGUUCCCGACCCACAUGGAAGGUCAAAGUUCAGAUCCGGGGCCCGUCCAGCCUGUGGAGCCGUCCGCCAUGCAGAUGGUUGGUUUGGGCUCAGCUUGUUCUGGGGACCAGAGGGACUGGUUCUGAUGGUUCUGGUGGUUCCGGUGGUUCUGGUGGUUCCGGUACCAGUGGACAGGAGCUGAUUAGACCAAUAAACACCGAAACAGGAAGUGAGCCGGAGCUCAAACCUGUGACUUCCUGUCAGAACUGGACUCAGUCUGAGGGUUUCUGGGAACAUCAAAGUUUUUAUCCGGGUCGUUUGUUUGUCUUGAUCCCAACAGGAAGCUGACUGACGGACUUCCUGUUUCACUGCCGGUUCAAACCAGGUUCCUGCUGCAUGUCUGGUGUUUCUGGGUCCCACAGGUUCUACUGGGUCCAGCUUUUUACCUUUCAGGUUGAUGUCCAGAUGAAGCCACUGCAGGGAACCUGAGGGGUCAAAGGUGAACAUGGAGCAAUAAAGCUGGGAGGUUUCUCCUGCUGGAGCGAUCAGAGCUGCA
Poeciliopsis prolifica (blackstripe livebearer) is the source of this 2355-nucleotide messenger RNA. Its product is annotated as palmitoyltransferase ZDHHC12-B-like. The transcript is spliced from 4 exons. Gene Ontology annotation, biological process: peptidyl-L-cysteine S-palmitoylation; protein targeting to membrane. Gene Ontology annotation, cellular component: Golgi apparatus; endoplasmic reticulum. Gene Ontology annotation, molecular function: protein-cysteine S-palmitoyltransferase activity. NCBI's taxonomy places the organism in Eukaryota, Metazoa, Chordata, Actinopteri, Cyprinodontiformes, Poeciliidae. The coding region runs from base 559 to 1458 and encodes 299 amino acids. The record is from RefSeq and is a predicted model, not a curated record.